Bipolaris victoriae FI3 is the source of this 921-nucleotide messenger RNA. RefSeq lists its product as hypothetical. The record is from RefSeq and is a predicted model, not a curated record. The transcript has 4 exons. Bases 1 to 921 code for a protein of 306 amino acids. Lineage: Eukaryota; Fungi; Ascomycota; Dothideomycetes; Pleosporales; Pleosporaceae.
AUGGAUUCUAAGCGACUAACGAUCUUUCCAAGAACAACAAAUGGUGUCAAAGACGCAAACACUAUUAACAGAAGAGGUGGCUAUACUGAGCUGAGUGCCCUAAAGCGAAAGCUUAAUCGUGAAGAUGGACUUCUCGAACGUAAGCUCCCAAAGCCUACACCAUCCCUUCAAGUAAAGCGCAAAAACUUCACACCGCUUGAUGAAGAUCCUGGAAGACACUAUCGAUGUAUACAUAUCGUGGACCCGGAAGGAGAAAGACCUUAUUGUUUGGCCCAAGAAAUCGCCUCAGCUGCUACUGAGAACGCAUACCGGGUCGUGAUGAUCCGACGUAGCCUAGAUAAAUCUAUCUAUGGCCUAGGGGAUUCAAACCCGAAUCUUCUUAAUAUUGUGUCUGUUUUUAGGUUUCAGGGUUCUUUGUUCACAGUGUUUGAUAGACCUGGCUUUCCCUUAUCUGAGAUUGCUAUGUCUCAUUCCCCACCGCUGGGUUUAGCUGAGGUAAGAACGAUAAGCGUAGAGGCACUCGCUGGUAUCUGCGCAGUAUAUACUGCAGGCCUUUGCUUGCCCUUUAUUGGUGUAGAUGAUAUUACAAUCUCGGCAAGCAAUGGUCGAGUCAAAGUUGCAUUAGACCGAGCAACUUUGCAAGAAACGACGGCACAUGAUAAGGCUACUGCUUUUGGAACAAUGCUGGACAACCUAGUGUCCCAUAUUCCGGAUUCUUCAGCCCUACAGCAAAGCCAGGACCUCCUUGCUUUCAUCCAACACACCAAUGAAAGAUCAUAUCCAGAAUUAAAGAAGGAGAGUUUUUUGAAGGACCCGUUACCUACAGCGUCAUUAAUUCCUUUUGUCUUGAAUGCACAGAUUACAGUAUUCCCAGUCGAACACGUAACGAAAGCUGUUAUUACUGAUUUGGGGACAUCUUAA